Messenger RNA from Linderina pennispora, 1452 nucleotides. RefSeq names its product aldehyde dehydrogenase. The transcript is spliced from 4 exons. NCBI's taxonomy places the organism in Eukaryota, Fungi, Kickxellomycota, Kickxellomycetes, Kickxellales, Kickxellaceae. Gene Ontology annotation, cellular component: cytoplasm. Bases 1 to 1452 code for a protein of 483 amino acids. Gene Ontology annotation, molecular function: aldehyde dehydrogenase (NAD+) activity. Gene Ontology annotation, biological process: aldehyde metabolic process. The record is from RefSeq and is a predicted model, not a curated record.
AUGAGCAAGGAGCAUACUAUCAUCACUGACCGCUCGAUAGUGGACCAGCUGCCCACUACACCCAUCGACAGUAUCGGCGCCAUAGUACAGGAUAUGCGUGCCAGCUUUGCUAGUGGGACCAUGCGCGAUAUCAACUUUCGCAAGCAGCAGCUUCAAGCGCUGCUGCGUGGUUUACGCGAGCACGAGCAGAUUCUUUUGGACGCAUCUGCCAUGGACAUGAGUCGCUCCCCUCAGGAAAGCAGGUUUUUCGACCUCGGACCAGUCGAGUAUGAGAUCGGACAGUUUCUAAGGUAUAUAGACAAAUGGGCCCGGCCAGAUAAGCACCCGCUGGCAAGCGAGCAGACUGCGUUUUUGAUGAGCUCUAUGGAGGUGCGCAAGGAACCGCUGGGCACUGUGGUGAUUAUCGGUGCGUGGAACUUCCCAGCACGACUUAAUUUGGUUCCGCUUAUCGGUGCUCUUGCCGCCGGCAACACGGUGGUUCUGAAGCCGUCGGAUGUGGCGGUCCAGUCAGCUAUUGCUAUUGGGGACCUUGUGACGGAGUACUUGGAUCCAAGGGUAGUACGUGUGGUGCAAGGCGGUCACUACUUCUACACGGGCAGCGGCAAGGUGGGCAAGAUCGUGGCCAAGGCUGCUGCUGAACACCUGGCGGGCGUGACUCUGGAGCUCGGUGGCAAGUCGCCGGUGGUGGUGCACAGCGAUGUGUCGGACCUGGAGGCCGCUGCUGCACGUAUCAUGUGGGGCAAGCUAACCAACGCUGGCCAGACAUGUGUCGGCCAGUCUCCAGACUAUGUACGCAUUAUUAAUGACCGCCACUGGCAGCGCAUCAUGGCACUCUUGAACAACACCACGGGUGAUAUUCUCAACACAUGCGACGACGGGCCUGACCAGGCCGACCGCUAUAUUCCUCCGACACUGGUCGAUGGUGUCCGCCCAGAGGAUUCACUACUGAGCGACGAGAUCUUUGGACCGGUUUUGCCCAUCAUCACCUACGACAUACUUGACGAAGCACUCGACUAUAUCAACUCGCACGACCAGCCCUUGGCACUUUAUGCGUUCGGUAGCUCCAAGACUACCGAAUACAUCAUUUCCAAUACGCGCUCUGGAGGCGCAGUGGCCAACGAUGCAUACAUGCACAUGGCAGCACACCACUAUCCGUUCGGUGGCACUGGCCCCUCAGGCGUCGGCAGGUACAUGGGCAAGUAUUCGUUCGACACUUUCUCUCACCACCGUUCGGUGCUGAAGAACAGCCUGCGGUUCCCACCAGCUCAGAGCGAGUGGAAGUCUGGCGGCAGAGACCUCGCGUUUCCGCACAAUUUCUGGCUACGCACCUCGUUCUGGGGCAAGGCCUUCACAUUCAUCCCAUUCUGGCGCUUGUUGGCAUCAACAAGAGUCGUGUUUCUCGGUCUAGUAUACGGUCGUUCGGCGACUCGUGCCAGAAAGCAUCCGAAGUAG